Porites evermanni is the source of this 26418-nucleotide messenger RNA. The record is from the annotation of a GenBank genome assembly. Lineage: Eukaryota; Metazoa; Cnidaria; Anthozoa; Scleractinia; Poritidae.
AUGAGUUCUGCUACAGUUGCGAAAACUGUGGCAAAGAAAUUGUAAGUAUUCUUGGUAGUGUUCUCUUUUCAUCAGCCAUCACUACCAAGCUCAAUUAGUUUAAGUUAUUAAGAUUAAUUUCCGACUCGAUUGCAAUCAGCACUAGCUGUUAUAAGCUGAAUGUGAGUGUAUUUUUGGGUAAAGAAGUCAAGCUUUAAGUUUAAAGCCGUCUGUUUCCUUCUUUAUUCGAGAAACUUGUAAGUAAGGCCGAUCACGUCAAUGGAUCUUUGGCUAAGUUUAAAUUUUUCAACUCAAUCUGUCAAGUAAUAUUUGCGUUAUUUGUUGCACGUUUUAAAACGUAUUAACCUGUUCUGAAAUUUAAAUAAAAUAAUCGCUCAUAAGAGAAUCAAGGAAAAAUGCUGUUCGACUAGCUUGUACUAGCAGUGCAGACAGCAUGGCCAUGAUAUACAUCUGUAUAACGCUCUCUUCACGUCACUAUGAAGAGAUAAACACCACACUUAACACUCAAGUGUAUCAUUAAAGAGGUUUAAAAUUAUUUAGAUAGACAAUACAUCAUAAGUCAAAUGCAACGUGAUUGGUUUUGCUGGUUUGCAAAAUGUGUAUGAAAUCAUUUUAUUUUUCAUACAAAAUAUUUUGCUAUUUCUGAAUGGCUUUAAUGCGCAAGAUUAUUCUUCAUAAUUAACUGGCACUGACCAUAUUUGGAAAAUGUGAGCAAUAUACAAUCAUUGAUGUCAGUCACUCGGUUGUCAAUUCUUGUAUGUUGUCAAUAAACAGUCAUUGAUAUCACCCAAGACAGAAGUGUGGCAACUUAGCUGUUUUGUCUUAAGUGCAGAACUCAAGAAAAUGAUGAAAGAGUUCACUGCCAUGCAAAGACGAAACAGCAAAAUUACUGACUAAAAAAUGAAUGAAAUGAAAUCGUAAAGUUAAAAAAAAUCUCAAUAAAUGUUGUCUGCAUUCUGUUGUGUAUCUGUUUAACACAGGUAAAAUUUGAUUUCAAGUUAAAAUUUUUCCCUUGUUCAAUUCACAAUUUCCUUUGUCUCUAAGGGCUAGGAUUAUGAUUGGUCAGGAAAUGAGGGGAGAAGUGCUUCUUGUCUACUGAUGUUAUUAGAAUUUGUUGUUUAACAAACCUGCUACCUAAACUCAUUUCAUUCUGCCAAUUUUUAUAAUACCUAACAAAGUGUCUAGCCUAAUUGCUGGCAACUAUAAGGUUUUCAUAUCACUAAAAUUUUUACUGACCAUCUGAUCUGUACUUGUCUAAUCUUUAGUCUUGCCUCUACAGCAGAGAUCCAUAUUCAUUUUUUCUCAGAGUCAUCAGCCAGGCAAGUAAGCCUCAUGGCGUACUUGCCCGAUUACAAUUUCAGUUGCCUGGACAAAAGUGCAGAAUUAUAUAAAAGAAUAGUGAAAAAAUUGUGUGCAACUUGAACAUUUCUGAUAAGCCUUUUAUUUCCGUUUAAGUUACUAAGAAAGGGUUUUAACUAAGUUAAGUACCACAGGCUACACGCCUAGGCUAAACACAGUUUAUCAACAUUUUACAAGUAGCCCUGGUCAGUCAGUUUGCCAUGAAGGUUAGACAGUGCACUUAUGUUUUCCCCCAUAUAAGGCAGCAGCUCCUGUGUCACCUUUUUUUUCCAUCGAAGGCAGUGAAACGUCUUCUAAAAGAAAUAACAUCUUGAUGCAUAUAAGGCACCGGCUUCUGCUUCACCGUUUUUUUCUGCCAAAGGCAACAAAACGCCCUCUAAAAACACCACAUCUUGAUGAUUUCAGUCACAUUUUCUACGAAUGGCCUCUGAAUGCAGUACUUCACAAUAGACUGAGCGAGUGAUCGUUUCUUAGAAAAUGCUGCACCAUCAGAGAUGGCGCCCAAACUUACGAUUUCAUUGCUUGUUUAUUCUCUAUUAUUCUAAAAGUUUUAAGUGGAUGAGACGUAAGCAUUCAGAACACAGGGAAAAUGUAUAAAACCAUAUAAGAAUAUUUGAAAAGAUUUUCUGGUUUAGCAAAACCUCACUCGUCCAAAGGGUGACUUUUGAAGUUAUCUUAAUCGUCUUUCGAGGUUUUUAAGUUCUCUGGGAAUAUGGAUCCCUGCUACUGGUAAAUAAAGUGAACUACUGAUCUAGGUUUAUCGAUCAAGGAUUGGGAGACAAAGAAUAUGGUUAAAAGUUUGUAUUAGGCUUAAUGACCAUUUAGGGAUUUGAAAAACCUUGACCGGCCAGCUGCCAGUCAUAUAGCCAAUAUUAUUUAAAACAAUCCAUUAACAGAUGCCAAUUGUCAAGAAUUGGAUCGAGAAGGCAUCUAACUCUAGCACAGGCUAUAAAAGCACAUAUAUUUAUAAAUAUAACUGAAAUUAAUGAGGAUACAGUUUUUAAAAAUGGUGUUUCACUAUAAAGUGCAUAUCAACUAACUAUGCCCAGUAUGUUGUUUUGAAAACAGAGAGUGAAACUAGGAAAACUGAAAGAAAUGCUUGAUGUGUGUUUCAGUCAGCUGAAUAGUUUCUACAAUAGGGAUGAAAUUGCUGACCGAAGUAGGUCAGUAAUAAUUAUAGAAGAGUAUUGUUAUCAGUAAUAACCAAUUAAAGGAAGAUCUUGAAAGACUGUUUUCAUUUAGCAGACCUAUUUUUGUUAAUAAUUAAUUAUUUCUGCCUCAUUUUGCAACUAUCAGUGUUCCUGUUUGGAGCUCUAACCAAUGAAUUUAUGUCAUAUUCAAUUCCCUUAGGAUUGUUUAGAAAUAUUAACAAAUCAAACUUUUUAAGUAUCAUACAUAAACUCUAAGUCAGAAAAACAAAGUAUUUUUUUUAAACUACAAAAACCUGGCAUUUAAUUUGAGAAUGAUCUAUGUGGAAUGCUACAUUUUUUCAAGUCAUUAAUUAUUUAUUGUGAAAUAACAUUUUACUCCUCUGGCAUGUUUCCAUGGUCUCAAAACUUUACACUGCAAUUCCCUUGCAAGCUGUUAAAUACUUAUUUUGACUCUGACCACAGUACAGUGUUGUUCAUGAACUUACUCUGUAAUUCAAAUUGGUGAUUUUACAUUUCUGGAACUUGUGAACUGAGCUUGAGAAUGUUUUUGUGUAAUUUCCUUCUCUGGAAUAAUACAUGAAGAGAACUUCAAGGAAAUCUUUUAAUCAUCGUCCUUUGUGCCCUAAUUCUUGCCUUCACUUCCUGGAAACAGUGUCUGAUUCUGGAGAAUCUGAGUAUGGAAGUCAAGAGAAGUAUGGCUAUAGAAUACUAAGCUUGCUAUGUAUCAAAUUUCAUGCAUUUUUGCUACUUAGUCUUCUCCUUGUUUAUAACUUUUUGGUUUUCAUUACUAAAAUUAGGCAAUCAAUGGGUAAUAAUAUUAUAGGUUUCAUCAUUAGUAUCACUAACAUCUUAGUGUUUACUAUUUUACAGUUUAUGUUUAUAGCCUUAAUAGAAUCUGUUAAUGCAUUUUUUUCUCUCUUGCAUACUUGUAGGAAGUAUUAUCUUGAUGUUCAGAGAAGAGAAGAUGGUUUUGAUUUAUCUGGGCCAUGUUAUCCCAGAGAGGAUCCAGUUCCUUUAAGAGCUGUAAGAAUUUGAAUUGUUUUUUCAUAUCAAACCACUCUUUAAAGUUUAGCAGUUUGAUUUAUGUGUUACAUCCUGAAGUUGGAGUUUAAAAACACAAACUAAUGCAAUGAUUGUAAAUGGUUAGUUAUGCAAAAUUGUAUUUCAUCACAAUUCCUUAAUCCAUGUCUACUUUUGAAUUGCUUGUCAUUUCCUUGUUUUUCACGUAUCAGGUCAAUUUUUGCUUUGAGGAAGAAGAAAGUUCAGCCAUGGAUAUACACACUGUAUGGUCCUUUUUUAAUAACAAAAACCAAAUAAAUAAGCUUCAUUGAGUUGAGUCUGUGUAUGUGAAAAUUUGCAAGGCUGACUUACAUGUACGAGGCUGAUUUCAAAUAAUGAACAUAUGAAUAUCACAUAUUAGACCUGUGGGAUAAAGAAUUAAACGUAAAGAAGAUCAUUGCAGUGCUGUUAUAGAUACAACAUCUGCAUAAAGAAGGCCUGGAAAAAAAUUCUUGGCAGCUGCAGUUAAGUUGCAUCUUCUGCUUGCACUUCUGGACAAACUUGAACUCUACAUUUUUCUGCAUGUUUUACUUGCUUGCAAGCCAAACAUUGUUUUUAAUGCUGUUUUUUUGGGGGGACCGUGGGGGGGGUUUGUGUCAAAAACACUCUGACUUAGUCAACUAAUUGGCUUUCAACAAGACCACUCUUAUUUCAAAACAUUCCUCAAGCUUUAACUUCAACAAAUAUAAUAAUUAUGAUCAUGAUUUGCUGUUUAUUUCAAAUCUAGGGUCCAACAUUAGAUUAUGAUGGAAUCCAUGACAGAAGCUUAAAGCAUUACUUUCACAAUAAUAACGUAAAGAAGCAGUUGCAACAAAUGCACACAGCUCGGAACCAAGAUGCCCGCGAGGGUACAGUGAGAGGUUUUAUGGACCAGACCAUGGCAUCUGUGGAUUAUAGACUCAAGCCUGGUCCUAUCUCACCUUAUGCUAUACCUCAGACGGUAACACCUAAGCCACCUCCACACCGACCACAAGCCACGAUAACUGUAGACCAGUAUAUGAAGACAAAGAGAGGAGCUAAGCGAAGGUACAUUAUUUGAAUCAUUGUUUUAUUCCUAGACUCUCACUCAACUAAACAGGGACUGCCAUUGGUUGAUUCUUGGUCAUGUGGCCUUGACUAAAAUCAAUAAUGUGUCUUGAUUGUGAUACAUAAAUUUAAGCAAUGUACCCCACUUGGGAUACAUUACAGCAUGUGAUCAAAGCAUUGUGGAAAGUGGCAUGACAGAAGGUGGGAAAAACACCGACAGUUUUCUUUUUCAUGAAUGAACACAACGACACAAACAUGAAGCCUAGCUAGCUUAUGCUUCUUUUGUUGCUGUUGAAGUGAAAGUGUAGAAAUAAUUAUCACAAAACACUUAAUGUCAAGUUCCUCUGGAAACCAGUUAGUUUUGCUUUCCCUUGAGUCCUCAUGUUUCCCUCAACGAAGGUACAUUAUGAAUUACUGUUCAACUCCAAAGAAAAAUAUUACUGUUUAGCAGUUUAGCAGUUCUAGCAUUUUUUCAGUGCUUGAAAUAACUCAUGAUACAUUUGAAGUAUGUGUGUGUGAAGACAUUGCAAAUUGAAUGGCUAAAGACAUAUAUGAUGCAAAUAAAUCCCCUGUGCUGUCACCAUUCAAAGGAACCUAGUCAUCAUUUCUUUUCCAUGGUAAAUUUAAACAUUACAGUACGGUCCAUCCUCUCGGUAUGGACACCUCUCUAAUAUGGACACCUCAGACUCUAUUACUGACAGUUUCUAAUGUCCCGACGAAAUUCUCAUAUAUAUAUAUAUAUAUAUAUAUACCUGUUUUCAAAAAGGUUUUCAUAUAGAGAAAUAUAUAGAUAGAUAUAUACUUUUGUUUUCUUGCACGUGCGCCCGUGCGCAUUUUUCACUUCUUAUAGUCCAACUUGUGAAAAAACUCGGUUCAACGAUAAAUUCUCUCUUCGUCAGGUUCUUUGUUCCAAUUUGUCAACAAAAAAGAGAAUGCACGAAUAUUGUCUGCAAAUUCUCUUGAUUUGCAUUCUUUUGAAAAUUAAAGAAUGCGGAAUUCGGUCAGUUGUAGGUCCUAUAAUUGUUGUAGUAACAGGAUAAGGAGAAAAUCAUCAAUGAUAAUUUUCAUUUUUACAACAACGCAGAUGAAAUGAAAAAAAAAAGUAUUUUCGAAACCGCUGACUUUUUUUUUCUUGAGAAGGAAGAUGUGACGGUGGAUGUCGAUAUUGGAUAUGUGGGAAGGAGCAAAAAUAUCACAGUAGUUGAUUAAAACGGAGCAAGACGUUGACUAGGUUCAUAGAAGUAGAUUUUAUCAUAACCAUGGACUGCGGGUCAUAUAUAUUAAUAUUCCACCUUUUUUCGUGUAAAAUCACGGCCUGUAAGGCAACGUCCCACUGAAGACAGAAUUAACCAACUGCCUCGCUUAAGUGGAAGGUGGGUGCCCGGGAUACCCAGGGGCUUCCACUGUGGCCAGCCAGCCCCUAGAUAGAAAAACUGCCCCCAUGGCUGGCAAAUCCCCGCAACCCAGCCAUGAGCCCCCAUUCCAAGCCGAAGGGACUCUCCGAGCUGACGCAGCCAGAUCGGAGAGGGAAAGAGGGGCUCAGGGCUGGGGGAAGCCCUGGCCCCGAACUACCCAAGUCCCGAGGCACCCUACAAGGACAACUAGGAAAAGAGAAAGAUACGCAAGAAAAUACCUGUCAAGUUAGAAGGCUUGCUACCCCCACGAUAGUACUGACGGGAGUGUGAAUAUAGAUCUGAUAUGCGUCGCUGGACCAUCUGCCAAGUGUCUUGAUGAGGUGAUCUGGUAGGCCACGAGAGGCUGCUGAAGUAGCAGCGCCAAUGCGGAAGCUAUGACCGGUGUAGCAACCAGGGACCCCAGCAGCGGAGAAGAUAGAUUGAAUACUGGAUGACAGCCAUUGGCGAUGUAGAGGGGUGCCAUCAGAAAGAAGGAAGAGUGGGCCAGGAGUUGAGCCACGGACGUGUAGAUACUGGGUAAGGGCACGUACAGGGCAGAGAUCACGUUUACCAGCACCAAUGUAAAUAUGGCAACCUUGGCGAAAGGGGUCCGUCUUAGAGCACUUAAUAUGAACCCUGAAGCUGCUUGGAUUGACUAGGGAAUCUGCUUGGACAUCACUGACAGCAAGGUGGAUGUCAGGAUUGAAGGGAGAGUUGACAGUGAACUCACCAGCGCGUAAGAAACCAAAAAACCCGAGACAGCAGGCAGCCCAAAGCAUUGUAUGGUUGUAGUCAGAGAAGUUCAAGGACUGGAAGAUAAUGUGCAUCAGCUCGAUUGUGAUGGGUUGGCGCUGACGCUUAUUUGAGCCUUGGUGACGUUUGAUACCCCGCAAAACACGCUGUAACCGAAGGCAACCAACCAGCGGAGAAGGAUGACCCUCGUCAAUGUGAAGGGACCGAAUUGCUGAAAGGUAAACCUUUAUGGAUGAAUGGUGUAGAGUAUCAGCAAGAUGACAGCAGAAACGGAUGAGCACGUCUUCACUGGCUGGAAGAGCUGAUCCUGAAGGAGAUAGGCUAUUGUCCUGAGCACAGAAGUCCAAGAAGCGGCGUUGGGCAGAAGCAUAGACUUUCCUAGUGGAGGGGGCAAGACCCUGAGUCAAAUAGAAGUGGUAUUUAUCUGACAGCGAAGAUCCAAGUCCGAGAGGAGCUGCUGCGGAAUCUGGGUUGGAAUGGAGUCUGCAUGAGGAGCUAGCCGGCGAAAACGCUGAAACUGAAAGCGAGACAGGGAGUCAGCAAUGGGGUUAGACUUCCCUCUAACUGGGGAGGCAGUGAACGAGAAGGAGUGACGAGCUGCCAACAGGGACAGAUAGCGAACCAAGGACAUGAUGGUAGGGGCUCUUGAAGUGCCGGACCGCAAAAUGUCCACCACUGAGCGGUUAUCUGAUAGGAAGUUGACCCGUUUGGAGGCCCACUGGGGACCCCAGAGGUAAGCUGCCACGACGAUAGGGAAAAGUUCCUUGUACUCGAUAGACUGAGAGACCUGUGAUGGGAGCCAUGCACCUGAAAACCAGUGACCCUGGAAGACUGCUCCAUAACCAAGAGCCCCAGAGGCAUCUGAAGAGACCUCGAAGUCAGGAAGUGGAGCCCACUGGGGGUACUGAAGAAAGCUGCAACCAUUCCAAGACUGGAAAAACUCUUGCCACCAGGCUAGGUCAAGAAAGAACUCUUGAUUGAGACGAAUCGGGUGGUCAUCGCGUCGAAAGGCACAUAGCAGGUUGAUCAUUCGGCGCAAGAAUGAGCGACCUUGGGGUACGACUUUGCAGGCAUGCUGAAGGUGACCUAUUAGGGACUCCAGUUCCUUGCGUUUGCACCAACGCUUUUGUGACCAAUCCUCCAACAAGGCAGUUAUCCUAUCAAAUUUGUCCUGAGGAAGGCGUGCCAGCAGAUUAAGGGAGUCCAGUUCAAUGCCCAGGAUGGUUAGGCACGUCGACGGCCCUUCUAGUUUGUCUGGAUGGAGGGGGAUGCCAAGCUUAGAAAAACAGUCAAUUGACCUGUCCAGAUUAUGUUGACAAACAGAGGAGCCGGGAGGGCCAAGGGUGUGGAAGUCAUCAAGGUAAUGCAUCAGGAAGGUGACAUCGUAGUUUUGCUUGGCCACCCACUCCACUAAAUCUGCUAUACAUGUGAAGAUAUAAGGAGCUGACCUGACACCAAAAGGCAGGACCAUAUCAACAUAAAAGGCACCACGCCAUUUCAUACCCAGCAACUGGCGAUCUUCUGUAUGGACUGGCACAAUACGGUAUGCAUUUUGCACGUCAAAUUUUGCCAUGAGGGAACCCCGCCCCAGCCGCAUUAUGCCUGCAAUAAUGUCAUCUACCUUCAUGUACUGCAGAGAAUAAUCCUCGCCCGCAAUUCCGUCGUUGACACUGUGGCCCGCAGGGCUAGACAGGUCCAGGAUAAGACGCCAUUUGCCAGGUUGGUGGCGCUUGGGGAUGACGCCGAAACGACUCACAUGGAGGACAGGGAGGGGAGGCUGGGAGAAGGGGCCCGCCACCCUGCCUGACUGAACUUCCGAUUGCAAGUAAUUGUCAAUGACCUGAGGGUUCAGGAGUGCUGAAGCCAUAUUCCCUGUUGCCGACUUCAGGGAAGUACUGUAAUUGAAGCCUAGGUGAAAACCAUCGCGAAGGCCUUGGACCACGUAUGCAACUUUGUCUGGGUUAGGAUGAUGACAGAGUUCAUGCUGGAAUCUAUCCACAUUAAUGGGAGUAAGCUGAGAAACUGGUCGUAGAGGACAAACAGCUUGAGAACACAACGAAGAACCGGAACUUGGCAGACCCUGCUGCUGAGAAGGUAAAACAAAAGGAGAACGCAACCUUAACGCUGAAAAGUUACCAUGAGAACCAACGUGAACAGAAACAAAACUAUUUACAGCUGAAUUGGCUAGAGGUGGCCUAGCGACGGCGGAGACCCCCCUUUGAUUGAGAAGGGGAGCGGGACCGUUCUCUCCGCGCGGACCGGUGAGGGCAGUGGAUGCGGGGGUGGUCCCCGUGGCACGAUUCACAGGAGUGGCGAAACCGGCAGCGACCAAAGGGCCAGCGACAGCGCCCGUCGUUCCAGGAGUGGCAAUACUGGCUAGACCGGGGAUUGCCUGAAGACCCAAGAGGCUCCGACAGUGACGAGGCAGAGGAGGUUGAGGAGCCUGAAGCAGUUGAAGUGGUAACUGGAGAUCUGGUGUGAAAGUUGUAGAGGUCUGGGUGCAUGCGAGACCAGUCGGUUAAACCUGAGGCUGCGGCUUCUUUUCGGAAGGCGAUGUCGUAGUGGAGCCACGAUUUGUCAGAAAAGCGCCUUGCUGUCUGGAUGAUGAGUAAUUUGUACUGAUUUAAAUCUUUCCAGCGAGAGGGGAAGGUGUGGCAAAGAAUCAUAGAAAAAAUUGUGAAGGCUUCAAUCCAGGUGAUGAUGUCUGCUAUUUCAAUGACCCGUUUCUUCGACCCUGAAACCACCAGUUUUCCCUCCAAAAACGCUUGGGGUUCGAUCUCUUGAGCUCUGAUGUUGUCCGGAAGGAGGUCGGCCAAGUCUACAAAAAGCCCUCCGGUAAUUUUUGAAACAAGCUUAUAGGGGACUGGAGCAUAGCCAGGACCCACCACAAAUGCUUUGCUGAAGUUUGGGAACGUAGAGGACUCGGUUCCGGUCGCGCCACCACAAGAGCCCCCAACCACUACAGGCAAGUUGGCGGAGGACGUGGCGGGAAGAGAGGAGACUACCGAAGGACCGCCAGAUGGGCUGUACGUUGAAAUAAAUGAGGGCACAACAAGCGUACCUGAAGACUGGGAGGUAGAGCCAGGGGUACUGGAGCUGGAGGAUGCCGUAGACUGCGUAGAAGUCGAAGUCGAGGAGAGAGGAACAGACGUCGCGGCCGUGUUUGAGUUCCCGCCACUUAAAUCUCGAAGGGAAGAUAGCAACGGAGGGAGCGAUUCCGCGAGAGCUCUUGAAAUUGCCUGUGCUAGCGCGUUGGUGUCCGGCAGGGAAACAGGUUGACUUGGCGGAGAAGCGGGGGUGUUAACUGUAGGAGCUGGGGUAGAACCGCUAGAAGAAGGCGAAGACGCGGUAACCGGGGAAGACAUAGUUGACAAGCUGUUGUUCGUGGUACGCAUCCUGAACGAACGUGACGACCCGCACGCUUUGAAACGUAAAUGAAAGAAAAAGGAUACAAGAAAAAGCACGCUGUAGGACUGCCGCUCCAAAGAUCGCUAACAAAGGCGGAAGACGCUAAAUGAACCGCUUCACAGACCACUGCACAAACGCUCGAUGAAGAACUCGCAGAUCCUAGCCGUGUACAAAGCUACCACAAACCAUGUGAGCCUGCACUUAUGGGAUUGACCGCUGGAUGCCCGCUACGUUCGUGGGCCGCUUGUCAGCUAAGCUUGUAGACCGCUAAGCUUGUGGACCGCUAGACCGCUUAACUUGUGGACCGCUAAACUUGUGGACCGCUUAACUGCUAAGCUUGUGAACCGCUUGACCGCUGUGCUUGUGAACCGCUUGACCGCUACGCUUGUGAACCGCCUGACCGCUAAGCUUAUGAACCGCUUGACCGCUAAGCUCGUGGUGGUUAACUUAGUUAAAUUACACUUAACCGAAUUAAACUCUCGGCCUCAAAUGUUGUCAAGUUAGUAUAACAGUUUCUCUUAAGCACGUCCCUGAACAGCGCAUUUUUUAAUACACCCGAUCAAUAAAAAUGCUUCGCAACUUGCUUAAGAUGCAUGCCAUGACAUUUGGCCUAUCAAUUUGGUGACGACGCAUAACUCGGCUGCUUUGCGGGCUGUUUUCCUCAUUCCCAAAAUCAGUCAUAUAAUUCGCCAUUGCAAAUUUUUAUUGCAGGGCGGAUGCUUUUAAAAGCUCAAACGACAUGUUCUUUUCAAAUUGUAACAAAGAACCCGGCGAAGUAAGAAUUUAUCGUUGAACCUAGUUUUUUCACAAGUUGGACAAUAGCAAAUGAAAAAUGCACACGGGCACACGUGCAAGAAAACAAAAGUAUAUAUAUAUCUUGGCCCCAGAGAGUAAAUUCAUAUAAACUUAACCUCUUUAUUACGGACACUGCUGUGAUCAAGUGCCGAACCCGAAUCCUGAUCAGCUGAAUCUGCACAGGGUGAAUCCCGUCUAGUCUGGCUGAUGAGCUAUGCAAGGUGAUAUAGAGCCCAGUAUGCACAGAGGAACAUAACUGACUUUUUGAAGGCUUCAAUAACUACAUAUAGCAUAAAGAUCUUUUCUAUUAGAUUUUGUAAGUUCUAGUUUCUGUUAACUGCACUUGCAAAGUAGCAAAAGACGCUUUCAGAAUUGUACUUCUCAUUAAUUACUUUAAAUGUGGUUUAACAACGAGUAUGAGCCUAGUUUUAGCUACUCAACACCUAAAACUGUAAGUGGAGUCAUAAAAGUGAUGUCAUCAUAAUGACCUCUUCGCUCUGUCCCUUCGGUGUCCGUAUUAGAGAGGUUCGACCGUAUAACAAGUUGUACUGCUGUCAAUAUACUUUUUUAUUAAUUGAGUUAUUCUCGUACAUCAGGGUGCUACAUGCUGUUGACAAGAGCCUGAACUUAAACCACCAUUUCUACUAUUAAUAGCUUGUACCUCUUUCUAUAAUAACAACAACAACAGCAACAACAUUAGUCAAUGAAUGACUGGCUGGGACAAUCCAAUAUUAUCUCACAGUGGAGCAAAAGCAUUAAAUCUAUCAUACAAAUUAUAAUAACAAGUUAUUUGAUAGAUGUUACUCAAUAUAUCUAUACUUGCCAAAGGGGGCUCAUUUGGAAACAGCAAGGUGGCACUCUAGGGGGGUACCGGUAGGUAGCUAGAGCCAAACACUAACAUCUGGAAAGUAUGAGACUUAUAGUGCAUUUUAUGUUUUCAGAAAACUCCCUGUCAAUGUGGUUGGCAAACCAAGGAGAAUACUAAGACGAUCCCCUCCUCAGCAUGUUAGUCGAGAUGAAAGGGAGAGACUGGUUAACAUGGCUACUAAACUUAUUGUUGCUACGGUAAGAUUUCAGAUUACUGUUUGAUGACUUUUCAUUUAGAAAAACACCAUCACUGCUUGAAUACACUGUAACUCACAGUUUGUCUGUCAAAGAUCCUGUUACAGAAAAUUACUUUAUUUAUACUUAUAAUUAUCAACUACCAGCAGUCAUUUUUGACUCAUGCAUUUUUUUACUUUUUGUGUCCCUUAAUUAAGGGGUUACCACUUAAAUGUAUAUGCAAUGUAACUACCCUCAGGAAACUAUAUAAGCUGUGAUCUCACUAUUAUUCAAAGAGAAUGAAGCAGUGAGUUCAUUUUACCAGUGUUACUAGUUACCAUAAAAGUUAUAUUAUUUUAAAAUUAAAUUGUUAUUCUUAAAUGGAGAUUUAUUGCUUAGGUCUUUUUUUGAAUCCUUUAUUUAACAUACUUUCUGUAAAAAAUCUCUGUUUUUUUUUUAAAUUCAGGAAACUGUUGCUUUACCUGCAACUAAAAAGCAAAGCAAAGGAUUUCAGGCUUCUGAAAAGGUAAAACAUUAAAGUGUAACUUAUCAAUUAAAAAUGUUUAUUACCUUGCUUACAUUGUUAUGAACAAAAUUUUAGGUCAUUAUUAUCUGCCUUUUUUUCAAGAAAAAGAUUUGCAAGGUUUUGUGUCCUGGUUUUUUUGUAACAAAGUACCAUUUGGGAUAACUCUUCAGGGAUCCUUUAUACACUGUGUCAUGCAUCCACCUUUCUCUUUCAUCUUUUUAGCACAGAAUAAUUAGAUAUUUUUGCAGGUAUGUGGAUAUGCUAGUUGAUUAGAUCAUUGAUUAACAGACUCUGUGAGUAAAUUGGUUGGUUGAUUGACUUUCAGGAUAUUCCCAGACUUCAAAGAGAAAAGAAGCGCCAAGUGGCCACAGAGUCACUCUCAUCAGGUACUCUAGACCUACACAUGUGCUAAAGAGUUGUGGAGAUCUACAAGACUAAUGUUUACAUUUUUUUAUCUUAUGAUAUUAAUUUUGUUGGACUUUUCAAGUUGGAUACUUUUUGAGAGAGCUCGUUGAUAUUUCUAGUUGUGGCUUAUCUCUCUGGACUGAUUUCUAUCCUCAAAUAAUCAUUAAUUUUUCCCAUUUCUCUAGAUUCCGAAGGUUCUCAAAAAGUAUCACGACGACCUGCCCCUCCAAAGGUUUGUGGCAGUUUUCAUUGGUAACACCAACCACAGAUGAAACAAGACAUAUAGCUGAAUGUACAUGCAUGCUUUCUACUAUCCGCAUACAAAUUCUCGAGACUGGUCUCCAUACUUUUCUUAAAGAAUUAGUCGGGAGAAUUUGAUAAAAAAUCAAAGCAUUUCCCUUACGUGAUCAUUUUGGUUUUUUAAUAACCUUUUCUCUUGCAUUGUUAGGAGAAAAUUUAUAUUAGGGAGUUUAAGCUUCACGUAUAUGGCAAAUGUCAAACGUCAGAUUCAAGUUGGGAGUUUCUCAAAAUAGAAAAUGAGUGAUAAAAACAGCUCAAAACAAUUCUUUUGGAUAAAAAAUUGCGUGAAGCUGCUAAUUUAUGAGUAGAAAUAAUGACCAGUAAACGAUAAGUAAAGGGGAAACUUGGUCAUGUGGUACAAAUUCGCGUUUACCGUUUGACGUAAACGUGGUGCAUAACCUUUCUAUUGUGACCGAAAUCAGUCAAUCAAUCAAUCAAUCAUUCAUUCAAUUUAUUUAUGUCAAUAUGUGGGACGGGGUUGUCCCAAUCACUGGAGCUGGAAACUCAUGUAUGAAACAUAUGACAAUAAAAAUACUAACUUAUAAUAAUACAAUACAUUUCAAUAAAAAUAAUUUAAAAGAUCAUACGUGUAUAAAAACAAAUAAAAAUAAUAUAUCCGUGAAUGCUCAAACGUUCAAAGCAACACCCUCCCGCGUCCUACUGAAUUAAUUAAAAACUAAAAAUUGUAGGAAUAAGUUAAAAACCCUGAGAUAAAAAAAAAAAACAUCUAAGAUAUAGAAAAAACCCUAAGAUAUACAAAAAAUAAUACACUUACAACUGGCUUUUAAGUUUAUAAGAUUAAAAGAUCUUAAAUGCUUACGAAAUUCACUCAACUCAGUUGAUCUCUUAAUGCCCUGUAAAAGCCCUGUAAAGGGAGUCACAAUGAAUGUAUGCAUGUAUGUAUGUAAAAACUAUUGAUGUUGGUCCCUCUUGGCUGAAGUUUUCGAAAUCAUUUUUCCAGGGUAAACCCAGAUCAGGGUCAGCUCCUCACAGAAGACCUGAAUCCACAUUUUUUAAGUCAUCCUCUUCAAGAAGAGAUGGAGAGAAACAUGGCCGAAGUGGUGUCCAUGUUGUGCUGCCUGGAGGAUCACAAAGUGACGAUGAAGAUCGCCUCAGGUGAAAGGAAAACACGAGUUGUUGUAUAAUUUAAGUUAACAUUAUUUAACUAAAGCUUGGUUUUCAACUUUUUAACCCAAAAUUUAGCCAGAUCCUCUCCCUCCCGUAGACGUGACAGUUGUCUUAGAAUCAGAUACUUAUAAGUCAUAAACUAAGUCCAGAGAAACCUAGAGGGCCCAUGAUGAAGUUUACGCCAGUUUGUCAGUUGGCUCAAAUUUGUGUGCAUUUUUACUUGUUCACAUGAACUAUUUGAUCAGUAUUACAGGUUCAAAAGUCAAGUCUGCAUCGUGUGCAAAAAUAAGAAAAUCAUUGAAGAAAACUUCGCUGCUUGUUCCUUUGUGUACAAAUGACUUUGUUUUGUUUUUCAGGGGAACAACUUUUUUUCUACAAUGAUUUUCCAAGACUCUGCAUGAUGCUCUUUGUUUUGAGCCAGUGCAGAAACUGGAUAAAAUUCAACAUAAACAUUUCAUACGUGAAUAAUGACGAGGACAAGAUUUGACUUGAAGUUUUUCGGGCAUAUUCUCCAAAAAUAGACACUCACAGGCUUCAUUUUACUUUUUUCACCAGAAACGUUAACAAGGAUAUUUUUAUGGAAGGAACUUAAACCCUCUCCCGAUUGCAAAAUGAUAAAACUUUUAACAUUUGACAACUUGUUUCCGUUACUACAACACCAUAACCUGUAGUAGAAUGGCGAUGGCUAUCGCAUUUUCCCGCCAAAAUGAUAGUCACGCACGUGCGCACGCACUGCUUAUGUGAAAAUCUUGUUCUUGUAGUUGUUCUCAUUUUGGAUUCCUAAGGUCUCUAAUUAUACUAAAUAAGGCAAAAUAGAAACAGUCAUAGUAGAGAGUAGAAUCUCCAGCAUGUAUUUACAUACUGGUGUCUGUGCCCUUGCUGAGAUGUUUUCUUGGUGAUUUUGUAGGUCAUUAGUUGGACGCAUGAAUUUAGAGGGGCGUGGCAGCAGUGUCAUUGCAUCAAAGCACCAAUCAAAAGAAACUAGACCUAGAAGUGCGGCUGUUCCACAGAAGUCACGGACCGAGGAAGAUAGUUACGAUGAUGAAGAAUUUGAAAGUGGAGGAUCUCCAAGACUGUCCUCCACGCGUACAACUCCGAGGCAAUCAUGGAUGGAAAGUGAACAUGAAAUGAUUGAUAUGUCUACACAGACAGUUGUUCAUUCAGGUGAGUUGCUUUAUGAUCAUCUGAUCAGCUGAUCUGAAGCUACGCGUAGAUUCGCCGUUAAUUCGCCACUUUAAAAACGAGAGGGGAAUUGGACCGAGCUAACUUUCGCAAAGACUUCUGAGACUGUUACUGGGGACAGGUCGAGGAAAAAGAAUUAGUCAAUGGCUGACCGGCGCGUCCCAGUAAUGAUGAUUGUGGCUCCGUUACCCUUCUCGUUUUCCUGAGUGGUGAAUGGUAGCCUGUUAGUAUGGUAGGUGGGGUGGGGUGGAAGAGGGGUAAAGGGUAGCCUGCUGGCAAACUCGGAGGGGGCAAGGGGACAGUGCUGGGGAGCUCUUUCCCCCCUGUCAUCCCUGGAAAGCUGCUUGCGGGCUAGGUAGCAAAACACGGGAGAUUAGUGGCUACACACGCUACUGCUCCUAGACUGCUAACAGUCUAGAGCACAAAAGGCAGCAAAGCAUUGGAGGGAAGGGGAGGGGAGGGGAGGGGAGGGGAGGUGAAAAUUAAACAAGACGAAGGCCAGCUGGAAGACUGCAUAUUCAGUCACAGUGCUGCAGCCAACUCAAACCCCUUGUCUCUAGGUUAACCUUGCAUAAAUUUCAUUUACAUCAUUACAGGUACACAGACUGUUAAACAGUAUGACGAAGAACUGGAUCAGAUUGACAGACAUAUUAUCCUCCCUUCAAGACUGUCGCCAGUCAAACAAACGCCGUUAGAGAGAGUCCAAGAGGUGUAUGUUUCUACAGAGACGGCAACAGUUGGAGCAAGUACCACAGACAUCCCAACAUCAACACCUCUUUCCGCAGAAACACAGACGAGAAACAGGGAUUUAGAGCCUAAAGGUACUUUAAGUUUAAUUUAUUUGGCGCCAAUUUCAGCCUGUAGCAUAAUAUAUAAUCCUGCCCGUCCCACCUUGAGGUGAUGUUACGAUGCCGGACAAAAGUCCUUGGGACAUUAAUGCAGUAUUCAUAAUUUUCUGUAAUUUCUGGCUUCCCUCAUAAAACAUUGUAACCUUUCGAAAUUUUCUUGCAGUUCUCCCACAAAGUCGAAACUGGGAAAAAAACUUCGCGUCACACGUGUCCAACGUUGUUUGUGGGGUGAGGGGAGGGUUUGGGCAUGUGUGAAUUGGACAACGCUUCAGAAGUGCAGAAGCGUCCCAAGACGUUUGUCCAUGAUUGUAGCUACUACCGCUUAUCUUGCUACUCCCGCUUGCCUAUUGUUAUGGCUACUUAACAACUCAACGUCAUCUGUUUUUGCUUCUGAAUGAAGGAAAUUUUCAUGAAAAUUAGAGAGGGUCACGUUUGAAGCAAUCAAUACUUUGGGCGACUUAGGGCGACUGCAUUGAACAUAUUUCAAAUAUUAAACACAGCAUGGUUGCAUGACUAGGGACAACGAAUUGACUAUAUUUAUCGUGCUUGCGCAGAUUCAACUCUGCAAUUCUCAUGAAAUACCGAACAAAUAACGAUACGAGAAGUACAAAGUUGAUGCUGUAACAUUGCAAACUAACCAAGUGCUGUUCUGUUGUUUUGCCUUUCAACAGUUCUCACCUAUGAAGUUUACAUCCUGACGGGUGACAAGUUAGGUGCCGGUACAAAGGCUGCUGUAAAGUUGACUAUUUUCGGAGAAUACGGCAACUCUGGCGAGAGGCAGUUACUACGAUCAAGAACGCACAGAUCGAAGUUCCAGCGAGGACAGGUAUGAAGAUCGCGAAUCGGAGCGAAAAAUAGGAACCCUCAUAUUUUUGUCUUAAAUGUGUGCUGCAUAUUCCACGAAAAUAAUUUACUUUACGUCCCGGGGGCCACUCAACAAAGUCUUAUACAGGGAGGCGCCAUCCCAACGUCCAACCGUUUACUCUUUUAUAUAUACCAUUUUUGGCAGAAAAGGUAUCCCUUUCGCAUAUCUUCCACUGAAAAAUGGUACCAAUUUCACUUCAUCUCCCUGCUUAAUAAGAAUAAAUCAAAACGGAAGGUCGUCCUGUCAGUUGUAUAGCCAUAUAAAACAAAGGCGCGUCUUUUCGAAACAUUUAAAGUAAAGUCCUUUUUAAUUACUUAUUCGAUAGAUUUUCCUGUCUUUUCAUAUAUUCCAUACCCUGUCAUAACCUGAAGCCUGCAAAAGGUACCUCUUUCGGGCGGAGCCUCUCCGUAUAGGCCAAUAUAGGGAGUACCCCUCGGGCUUUACAUAAGCGUUACCAAAACUAUUUUUUUGUUUUAUUCUUUUAGGUUGACAUUUUUGUCAUAGAUUCAGUUUUCCUUGGAAAGUUGUCAAGUAUCAGAAUUGGACAUAACGAAACGAAGUUAGGUGAGUUAGUGUCAGUAUCUGACUAUCGGAGGUAAUCUGUUCCUUCAUUUUGCUGAAUGUUAAAUCAUUGGUACUUGCAGGUUAUGGUUGGUUCUUAGACAAAGUUUAUAUCAAGGAAGGUCCCGAGGCCACGAGGGCGUUUGAAUUCAAAUGCAACAGGUGGGUGUGUGUGUUUUAUUGUCUACGCGAGUGUUGGACAAAAUCUGGAAGUUGAUUGGCCGACUGGAGUUUGUCAAUGAUAUACCGUAUAAUGGAUGCAUAAUUUUUAUUCGCCAAUGACUUCCCUCCCCCUCAGUGAACAUGUUAUGAAUUUUACAGAAUUAUUUUAAUCAUUUGUUUUAUCUUUCCUUUGAAAGCAUACUUCGAAUUAUUUUCGUCACUAUUUACAAAUAUAAUAUGUUUUACCUUUCUGCUGCUGCUGCGGUGACGUCCCCUUGGUUCUUUCAUAAUUCACUGCCAUUGUUUUGAAGAGUAUCCAUUUUACAGGGGUUACAGCGAGACUUGUUGUUUCUCCUUUACUGGCAAAUAAACACACUUGCUGUCCAUAGAAUGAUCUCGAAAUUCUUCAUCCUGCACUCGGCUACGGGUCGUGUAGUACUUGAAAAUACGCUAUCUUUCUACAGCCAAUGUAUGCAUUCAAUUUUAUCCGUUAAACUUAUUUAGGUCCCUCUUGGUCGAUUUUAGCAUUUUUAAAUGUAUUUGUCACACGCCAUUCCUCUAAGUUUACCUCAUUUUAUCUCAUUUUUGUUUUUUAUUCAGGUGGCUAUCUUCGCGCGAUGAUGACGGACAGAUUAUUCGUGAUUUACCAGUCUGUGAUGUCUUACCAGGUAUAACAUAAGUCUCUUCUUGUUUAAUGUUCUUGUGGUUACUAAGAAGCGCGCGCGUUAACUAGUGUCAUUAGGGACUUUACAAUCCGACGACGCGAUGGUAGUGAAAAUGUCGCUUAAAAAGUGAAGUUACGUUCUUCCAGUCUUUAUCGCGAAUAUUCCUACCUAUUUACUAUAUCAAAAGUUGGCGUACCCUCCUGGAGUUGAGUUCCUGGGAUCCCUAUCCAAGUUCAGAAAGAGAAAUAAAAUUCGUCGUCACUUGUUAGAAAUUAGGCAAUUUCACGUCGUGUUCGUGCAAAAACAGCGGAGAAAUGUACAAAAAAGUGUGAUGCACGUGUAAAGUUGUUGUUUUGCCUUCUAAACCUAUUGUUUGUUAGACGUUCUCCUUGCCAUCGCGUCGUCGGAUCGUAAAGUGCCUAUUUUGGCUGGAAAACGCGAUAGCCGCUGUCCUUCUACUAUGAGUUCUAGGGAAAAUUUUAGUGACGGAAGUUUUAUCAUUUUGUGAUCGGGGAGGGCUUAACUUCUUCAAUAAAAAUAGCCCGUAUUAACUUUUCGGGUGAAAAAAGUAAAAUGCAGCUUUCCGGGGUGUCUAUUUUUGGAGAAUACGCCAAAACACUUUUAAGUGAAAUCUCGUCUUCGUCCUCGAAUCUAAAGGACCUAAAGGUCUGUAUUUUAUCCGCGAGUUAGAAAUGUGACAAUGUUUUUAGUUACGUAAAAAGCUCUUUUCUUAAUCUCUACUGUUAUCGUAUUCUCUUUCGCUUUUUGCACAGCGUCCCAUCUUGUAGCUGUUUUACCAAGGAUCGACGAGAGACGAGACGAAGACUUUUUCAGAAGCGCUAGUGACAGCGACAGUUUCUCAAGCGAUGAAGAUAAUGUUCCUGCUCCUGACUUAAGAGAAGCUAAAAAGAAGCCAAAGAGCGAAGAGGAAUCCCAUAUAGAGAAGACUUCAAAGCAUGUGACCGAGCCAGUCGUGUCCAAACCUCCUCCAGUACCAACUCCCCGUGAAAGCGAUGUUCAGAAGGACGGCUUUAUCGCUGUAAAGGCUGAAAACCUGUUUGAUAUCAGCGAAGGCGAGGAUGACAAGCAAGGGGGUGUCGAGGAACUGGAAAACGAGAAGUUUUUCGACCCCGAUGAUAAGAGCGAUAAUUCCGAGAGCGAAGACGAAGAGGAGAAUUCAAGAACACAGGGUAAAAUGCGAAGAGAGGAGGCAGAAAAUUCAAGUGAAAGCGAAGAAGAAGAGAAAGAUGAAGAAGAGGAGACGGAAGGUGGAAAGAGAGCAACUGUAACAAAGAACGGGUUAGAUAAUCUCAAACUUGUCACUACUGCUAUGACAUCGUUCAAGAAAGCGGCUGGAAGGAAGACUAAGGAUCAAGAGUUUGGAGCAGAAGAACAAGACAAGGAAGAGGAAAAAAUGGAAGAAAAAACAAAAGUGGAAGAACAAGAAAAAGAAGACGAAAGCGGUGAAAACGAAGUUGAACAGGAGAAGGACGUAGAGGAAGCGGCGCCUGAAAAAGAGGAAGAGGAAGAGGAAGAGGAAGAGCCUCGGGUCGAGUUUACUGGUGAUACAAAACCUGAGGUAAGAUCAUUCUUAGUUUAUAGACAGAAAAAUGGGGGAAAAAGAUCCUGCCAUCUUUAACCUGAAAAAAUACUGCUUAACUUUAACUAAAAAAAAAUUGCGCCGGAGAAAUUCCGUGCAACUGAAUUGUGUUGUUAAAUGGCACUUACUCUUGAGCGGAACACGCAAGAGCACUGAAGAAAUAUCUUCGACCAGGAGCCGCUCCUGAAUAUACACACUGCUAGCAGUUCAACUCUUAUUUGGGCAAAAAGUCUUUUAUGUGUAGGUUUUGUUUCUGGUGCAGGCCCUACUUUGUAUGCGAGGCAACGUUUAUUGAUUGACUUACGUAUAGGCUAUAUAAGUUUAGUUUUAUCAAGCUAAGUGUAUAAAUUAAAAUUUUCCUUCUGCAAAGGAUUCAAAGCCAGCAUGCCAGCGCCAACCCUUCAUCAAGGCGAAGACGAUGACGAAGAAGAAGGGCUAGAGCUUGAAAUGUUGGCUUUUGAAUCUCUUUACUGUGGUAAAAUUAAUAUGACAAUUUAGUAUAUGCGACUCAUUUUGGGCGUUUCAUUCCCUCACCAACGCAGUUUCUCACUUUCCUUGCCUUUUCCAGACAGUCCGAUUCUCGAGGCGUCCUAUACAGCGCUGAGGGAUACUGGGAAAGUAAGGAGGGGAAACAUUUUUCCGGUCUCCUCGCUGUUUUUGUGUCUUUCCGAUGCCUCCAGAAUAUAAACGCCUAAAACGGGUGAGACUCUGAACCUUCACUCUGUCGAGAGUUGGAGCGAACGAGCUUUAAAAUUUAGGAAGAUUUGCUUUUAUCAACCGAGUUGGUGAGGUAAAUUUGUGAUUGCAGGGAGAUGGAGAAACUGAUUCUUCGAGUCCUAGCCCUUCGUCAGAGCGAAUCGAUUAUUUAUUUCCUUACGGUGGCUAUUUCUUCCUUAUGAAUACAGUUGAUAAAACCAAAUCUUUGUAUUUCACUCCCCCAGCGAUGCAACACCCCAGUUUUCGUAGAAACGUAGCCCUUUAAUUUAUACGCUCUUCUCCAACUGAGGGGCCUGUUUAUCGUCUGACUGAUUGUGAAAAAUUCAAAGUCAAUAAUUUUCUCGACAGAACGAGCGUGAGCGACCUAUUUCUGCCCAGAGUGAAGAAUUUUUCGAGGGAUUUAAGGCUGGAGUGCGCGCAAAACACGAGAAGGAACGAGAGCGACACAAAGAAUCUGUACAUGAGAGUGAAAGUGUCCUGAGAAAAGGUUUGUUAAUGUUUGCAGCAUCUGAGAAUUAUUGUGUUUUUGAUAAAUAUUUAGCCUGAGAAAAUAGCCGACAUUUUGCAACACCAUGGGCACUACUGGUUUUCCUGCGAAAAGUUGUCUGAGGAACGACUGUAAAAAUUCCGUACUUAUGACGUGUCACUAUCCAGAUCUAGGUAGUACUUCUGAUUGGUGGUACCGCGAGGGAAAUGUGCUUCAACCAGUCAGAAGCACUGCAGAUUACAUGCUAUGUUGUAGUCUCGUACUCAGAAAAUCCCAGGUAAAAUGGCGAAGAAAAUUAAGAUGUGAAAAACCCGGUGCAACGUUACUCCCAUGUAAUUUUGGGAUGAAUAUUGUGUUGUCUCUCUGAGCCGUUAGUAACGUGCGAUUAGGCGUUUUGCGACAUAGAGAGAGAUAUAGGAACCGUGUUUGAUCUUAGGCUACUUUUAAGGUGGAUCAAAGUGAACACGCCCAAAUUUAUUCUUAAAUUAAGUUUUUUAUAUCUAUUCACACAUGACAUAUAAAGUUUCUUAUCCAUUGAUAUUUUUUAUCUAAGAAUCAGUGGGAAAGUCAAACUUAUUGUGUUCCAUUUUUUCGCUGUUUGCCUCUGGAACUGUUUCGCUCAAUUUUUCGUUUUAUGGUGGUAAAGUUCUUGAUUGCCCUUUGAUUUAUCACCCGGUGCAGUGUUAACUGUUUUCUCACCCGUUAAGGUAUUUCAAUACAUGACGCCGCCAAAACUGGAAACCUUGAUCGAAUCAAAGAAUUGAUAAGCGUAGUUCCCGAGAUGAAAAACAAGACUGAUGAACGUGGUAUGAACCCACUGCAUCUAGCUGCAGCCAACGGCAGACUGGACUGCGUCAAGUGGCUAGCAGUCAGCGGUGUAGACCUAGCAGAGGAGACUCCGACUGGCUAUACCGCCAUGCAUUUGGCUGCCAUGAAUGGUCACGUGAACUGCAUGAUGGUAGGUUGGAAAAGAAACAGCAACUACUACGAAAAAAAACCACCAAACAAACAAAUAAAGAAAAAAACUAAUUAGCCAUUUCUAAGUUGCCUUAAUCGUCCUUUUUAAAACAAGGGAAAGUGUCUUGUAUCUAGCAUGGUGGAAAAUUAAUUAUCAUAGAAAUUUUGUAUAAAAGGUUAUCAAAGUUCGGAAAUGGCCCUUUGUUUUGUGGGUAAAGUUCGAAGGGCCAUGUUAGUAACUCUUAAACUUAGGCGAUAUCUUGCAACAGUUCAACAGUCUGAAAAAUAAGUGUUAAUGUGGCUAAUAAGCUAUAUCGCGGAACGCAAUAUAUAGAUGAGGGAGUUAAGCAGCUGUUUUGCCUGUCCAGAACCCAGUCUUGAAAACGUAAAGGGUAGUUGUUCACUGAUUUACUCGAUUAUUUUUGGUUGUCCCAAUCACACUCUGUCGAAUUUCUUGGCGUCCAUUUCUGGUUAUUCAUGUUCCGGUUUAAGAAGUUGUAAAAGCCGCAGAACAAUGAAAUAGUCGAUUCUAUUGCGAGUUUCUGCUAAUUCCUUUUACUCUACAAUUUACCAAAUGGUCUAGAAAACUCUCAUGUAGUUUCCAAAAUAGCACACGUCCCUGAAAGCAAUCAUACUCUCUUAACAACUUAUGAGCGCUAAGACAUUUAUAAUUCCGACACAUUUUACCAAUUGUUCUUUACUGAUUUCAUUUAUCUGUUUUUGAUAAGAUCCUCUCAGCCAUGGGAAGUACGUUGAGUUCUAGGACAAUUGAUGAACUUACUCCUCUUCACCUUGCUUGUAUGAGGUCAGUUGAAUAUUAAAUUUGUAACUGUAAUUUUGUUUACCCUCGAAGCACUUAGUCUUAAGGAUUCUUAAGAGCUCGUUUAAAUGUUUCUGUGCGUUCCACAUCCAAUUGGAAAUUGAAAGUGUUGGUUUUUGAGGAGAGCAGAAAACCACAGUACCUGGAGAAAAACCUCACGGAGUAAGGGAGAGAACCAACAACAAACUCAACCCACAUUUGGUGUUGACGCCGGGAUUUGAACCCGGGCCACGUUGGUGAGAGGCGAGUGCUCUCACCACUUCGCAACCCUUGUAAAUUCCUCGCAAGCGACCUAGAAAGAGUACAUUUGUUCAAAUGCUUUUAUUUUGUUGCAGUGGAUUCACGGAGUGUGUAAAGUGGCUUAUUGCUAACAGAGCCAAAGUAGAUGUGGUUGAUAACAAUGGACGUAUGCCGCUGGAUAUUGCUGAGGUAAAAUAUGCUGCUUAUCUUUUACUCUGAUUUAGUUGCUCUACCUCUUGUUUAGCCUCCCACGCAGACGUUCUUUUGGCUAGUCACGCAAUCUUCCAGGAACGCGUGACGAAGCCCUAAGAACGUCUGCAUGAGAAGCAACUUGCUUAUUACUGCUCAGAGUAGUGUUAAUUCAGUUUGUGCACCUGAUUACAAAUAAAAAUUUAAAUAAUGUUUUCUUCACUGUAGGAAUACGGCCAUGAGGACUUAGUUAAACUCCUCAGGAAAUUUAGUAAGUUGUUGUUGUAUUUGAAAGCUAAUUCUUUAUAAUUCAGUUUAUAUUUAGCGGUAACUAACCUCCCUAUUUGUCGUUUAGAAAAAGAACUCACAAGACAAGACAGCAUGCUUGCUCAACUAAUGACCAGCGAAAGCAAGAGAAGAAAGAGGUGAACAAAAAGUUACAUUUAUUAAGAGAUUAUUUUGAAAAAUGUAUAGCAAGGCGGUGGGUCGUUGAGUUAGCAACUCUAUAAAUCGUAUGGCGCAUGUAUGAUACACAUCAUACAUCAUACACUGUUUACAGGUAGCCAUUUCGACUCCUGAAGGAGGAUCAUGACGAUCAUCUCUCCUUACAAAUAACCCACCCACCCAGCCCAGGAAACAACCGGGGUCUACGUCCCCCACUCUUUUUGAACAGUGGUUCGGUAUCGGGGUGUCACAAGCAACUUUGGUUCUCGAAUCAAAAGCGUUUCUUCAGAUCAGUGAUAUGGCAUUGAAUGAGAAAGCCGCUUUUCUCUGCUGCUUGUAGUAUCGAUUCUAUAUGAAGUGAUCCGGAGGAUACGGAACUGUAAUGCUUAAGCCGCUUUUCUUUGUUGUUUUGUAGUAUCGAUUCUAUGGGAAGUGAUCAAGACGGUGUACCAUCCAAAGUCUCUGACAGCGGAGUUGGUGGAUUGGAGAGCGGAGAGGACAGUUGGAUCAGUGAUACAGAGGUCAGUAACAUCCUCCGCAUAGUUUCGUUUAGAGGAAAAAAAAAGAUCUGAGAUUUUAUAGCCUGUGUACAGACGCUUCCUCUGUACACAGGUUAAGAUUUUAGACUUAAGAAAAUUUCACAGUGCCGACACUUGGCAGUAAACAUCAUCAUUGACGGACUUUCUCCGUACGAGGCUUAUCUCAUCAGUGCUUACUAGUAAGUAGGCUUUUUUGCUUAAACUGGCAAACACUAAGCUAAAGGAAAUUAGAAGUGGCUGCUUUGAUAACUUCAACAGGGAAGCGGUUGCUCAGAAUCGUUGAGUUUGAAUUGAAGUUGAAGUUUUGAGAUGACGCUUAACCCCUUGACCACGGAUCGGGUCAUUUCGGGUCAACAUGGAACCAUUGAGAUUUUGCAUUUCUGAACCGACUUAGCUUUCAGUUUAAGUAAUUAAGUUGAUAAGUAACGAAUUCAGGGGAGACAGAAAAGAAAGGAAAAGGAAAGAAAAAGAGAAAGAAAACAAAUGAAGCUUAAUGGAAAUAUGCGAAAAAAAUAUUGAGAAUCUCAUUUUUAGCCAUUUCUAUGCUAACUGGUAGAAAAUUAAAAAACCGGUCCUGAAAGGAGAGGUUUGUAAAAAAUGUGGAUUUUUUUCGCUACUAAAAUUCCGUAUUCCAAGGUAUAAACGACCUUGCAUUUAAUGCUUAGAGGUUGACAUUUUCAUUGAGAGACUGGUUACUUUGCACCGCAUAAUAGAAUACACUACGUGGAAAUACAGCGUAGAGGCAGAAGUCUAAUCUUGGAUUCUCCUAAAGAAGUGCACCCGAAGUUACGACUUUGAAGUAUAAGUUGAUGAAAACCGUAAUUUUAAUAAGAAUGGGACAGACGAUGAUGCACAUUCAUUAAGGAAAGUGUCUCAAAUCGUUUUGGAAAUACUUGCUGUGUGGAGCACUGUUAUUUCUGAAACAAAACAAAAAAAAGACAAACAUAAACCUAGUCAGCUUAUGAAACUACUGAUAGAUCAACUUAUGACAAGAUUUAAUACUUUUCACCCGUUUUUAAUCUGUGGACGAAAUUUUAUGGUGUUACUAUUCAAAUAAAACCUCUUUGGUAGAACUUUGGCAUACUACUUUUUACUUCUUGGUAUUUUACGAAAUGAAAUUUGAUUUUUUUAAAAAAAUUAUUGCCCUGGACACUCUAAGGAAAGAAGGGUAAAGUAAUCGAGAAAUCACUCUUUAAAGAUUGUGUUUUGGUUCAGCAGGAGGACCUAACAAUAGAAACAAUGAAAGACUCACGGCCGGACUCAGCUACCAGGCAGCGACCGGGCUCAGGAAGGGAGCGUCCCGAAUCAGCCUCGAGAGCCAGGACAGAUUCCAUCAUGUCAAUGGAGGUUUGUAUGUCAGAUUCUGUGUUUAACCGAUAACACCAUAAGCGCGGAUAUCUUACCAAGUUUUGUAAGAGCUUGUCAGCCGUGAAAAGCGCCAUUGUUCUUAGGGCUCGACAAAAUUGUAUCACACGUUAAAAAAUCAGUAGGACUAUCAAUCAAUCAAUCAAUUUGACAUUUCUUAAACUUCAGGGAAGAAUGGCUACAAGCUUUCUCUGCUACGACGUCGGCUGGGAUCUGUCGGGUGGACAAGCGUUAGUUAUGAUUGGUCGAUGGCAGAAACGAGAAACGAUCCCAAAAGUCUUUGCGCCUCCUUGGCUUUUUGAGUUGCCUAAGCCUCCGUUUCAAAACGAGGCUGAGUGCGAAGCCAUUGACAUGGAAACGAUUUUUUAUUCUCAUGCAAAUCAUUUAAAACUCAUUUUCACAACAAAGGUUUUGCACCAAGCCUCGUUUUGA